This is a messenger RNA of Daldinia caldariorum, 4011 nucleotides long. RefSeq lists its product as uncharacterized. NCBI's taxonomy places the organism in Eukaryota, Fungi, Ascomycota, Sordariomycetes, Xylariales, Hypoxylaceae. The record is from RefSeq and is a predicted model, not a curated record. The transcript has a single exon. Bases 348 to 3581 code for a protein of 1077 amino acids.
CGUGAUGAGAGCUUUAACAGCUUCCCAUUCUCUUUCUACUUUCUAAUUCUUGUAAUUUCUUUCACUAUACACUUACUUCACACACUCUCUCUCACUCUCUCACUCUCUUCAUGCGCUCAAAUUAAUUAAUCUUACUCUUGAGAUCCAUGGUUAAUAAAUACCUACUCUGAUUCCCUUUUCUUUUUUUUUCUUACAAAGUCUAUUGUCUAUUGUUCCCUUCUCAUUUCAAUUUUCUUCUUUUUUUAUCUUGCAUGAAUCUUUUACUUGUCGUGCAUGUAUAUAUCACCUGAACAACCAUGCGUUUCUUUGCUUGACUUUGAACCCCGUUACCGUCGUUACUCGAGAUAAUGGAUCGCGACCCGCCGAGUUUUACGGGCAUCUUAGCCGCAAAGCCCAACGGAUAUUCGAACGGUGUUAGCUACAGCAACGGUCGCGUUAGUAGAAACGCGACGCAACCCUCCACCUACCGACGAGUAUACAACAACACUAGCAAACUCGACUCGAAAGAGAAUAAUAUUCCAUCCGACAACGAGAAUAGCACCGGUAGUAGCGGUUCUCGUCAUCCGCUCUACACUGGUCCCAAGUAUAUUCCGAAUAGGUUCAGCCCAUCCCCACGUAAAAAUUCCGAGUCACCACGCGAGACGCGAAUACCUCGCCCUAUGAGUGCAUCACCCUUCUCAACUUCGCCUAACCCGAGGGACAAGCAAGGAAACACUCAGGGACAGUCUCUCGAUAUGCGCCAACCUAUGAGUCUCAGGUCAGCCUUUGCGCUGGCUAAGAAACAGGAGGUGGAUGACCAGGUUGACGACGACACCUUUAGCAUUAGACAUGCGUUUAAUAUUGCCAGUGCUGAGAUGGACGGGCGUAUUGACGGUUCCCCUAGCCCUGCCCCGCGGAAAUUUCAACAGAAACGUCAAUCAUACGGCGCGAUCCCGCGAAGAACUUCCGGACCCAGUCCAACUUCAGCACCUAGUCCGAGCACUGAUCUAGGGCAUCAUCUCCAACGAUUUGACCGAAACCACCAACUUGGCACAGGCAGCAGACCGCUUAGUGGCUUAUUUGGCAAGAAUCAAGUAGGAUCCACAAUAUCGGAAGCUGGCAACGGCCUCGCCAAGAAAGUAAGCGACAACAAUCUCAGAGGUUCCCCAGCCCGUCGCGGAGAGAACCGAUGGGAUGCUAGACUAGGAAGGGAGGGUCGUGCUAACGCGCCUGUUUCUGUUCCGUCCUUCGAGUAUGAAUCGGCUAGCGACGGUCAGGCUUCGCCGAUAGACGAACUCCCUCCUCGAUCGCCUGAAAAAAGCUUCAAUUGGCAUUUAGACGCCGAUUUCACAGCUGAAGACCUCCAGGUUUCGGACAGCCCUCGCAUCCGGGCGGGUCAGUCUAACGGGCGACUUACCGGACAGUUUCCGAGUGCGACGAGCUCUCCAGUUAGGAGCACGCCUAACAUGCGUCGCAGCAACAAUCGGAUCGAUCAAAUUCGACAGAAAGAACUUGAGGUUGCGAAUGCUGUCUUACCGGAAGAAGACAUGUCCGCAACUACGCGAACCAACAGUCGACUCGACGAAUUAAGAGCACGAGAAAGAGAGGCGCUCUCUAAACGGGCGAUGGCCACAAGUAGACUCGAAGAAAUUCGGAUCAAAAAUUCUGAAGCGCGUUCAGAAUCACCGGAAACCGAAAGGAAAUCCUAUAGAGAUGAUCUACACAAGAGUCCAGAGAAGUCCAGAGACGUCAAGAAAGCCCUAGACGGCAAUCUAAGAUCGGAAACGAAAGAAGACCAGGGUCCAAAGACUACUACUACCGUCACUACUUUCCAAAACACCAACAGCCAGAAACCCUGCGAGCCCUUGAAAGAGAAAGCAAGUGAAAUCAAGGUUGAAAAUGAAAUAAAGGGCAGCCAACUCCGACGAAAUGAUUCACAGGAUUUACUUCGGCGUCUUGCGAGAGCAGCAAGCUCUAGCCCGUCCCCCGAGAAGAACGAACAGACGGUCAUCCCAUAUAACUCUCCGACAAAGACACACUCUGAUAAUAGAGAGAACAGUCGCCCACGCUCGAUACGAGAGGAGAAGGGAUCAAUGAACCUGGAAGCUAAGAACUCCAGAGAAAGGCCAACAGUUGGAUUCACAGGUUUACGAAGGGAUUUGUCUGUUGACUCUAUUCGAGAAAAAAGAACAAGUCGCUCCGGCUCUGAAGUAGAUCCUACGGAUCGCAUCGAAGCCGAAAUGAAACUAUUCGCACCGCUUGAUAAUUACUCCGAAAAGGGCUCUGUCCGAGCGCCGUCGCCUACUCCGCCAGAACCAACUGAUGAACUGACGCCACGCCCAACCAAGAUCGACCCAUUAACACAGCCCACUCCGCGUGUCACUGGGGCGUAUGUUGAAACGCCGGCUACCGUCAGGGUUAAACAAGAGGAACGCCUAGAAAGUAAAAGGGUGCUAGGUGAACCCAAUCGAACUUCAAAUGCAGAUUCUGAGGCUCGUGCUAGAAGCUCUAGUGACCCGUCAAAUAUCGGCCACACUAAAUCCGAGGACGAUACUGAAGCGUCAAAAAAUGCAUCGAUGCCGCGCUCUUCAUCAGUUCCCGCGGGUUCUCGUCGCGCUAGAUCCGCUUCCAGACGCCGUCGACCUCGUCGGCCUUUGAUUAACACUGCCAAACCGCCGUCGGUCAAAGAUGAUAUUCGCGCGAUACUACGCAUGAACCAAAUAGACGACUCGACACUUGAAGAUUUCGACACAAUUCUCGCUGACCAAGAAAUCGACGAGAAGGAACUCGAGAAAAUGAUAAACGACACCAAGAACAAGGUUGACAACGAUCUUGAAAUUCCCGGACUCUCGGAGAGGGAUCGUGAGCUUCAAGCUUACGACAGGAUGAGCAAGUCAUUGAAAACUGGUCUUCUAGGGAUCCGAUCUGCGAAGAAAGGGAUUGAACGUCUAGAAGAUAAGGUUAUGCAUACCGAGCACAAGCCAGAUCCAACUCAGACUGGUUCGACUGUCUCCGUCACUAAAUCGGAAACAAAUAUACCUACACCUCAGGCCACUUCAGUUGUACUCCCCAUUCCUGCUCUUUACCGAAGAUCCCCUAAAUUCAGACUCACCAAGUUUGGCGUAUUAGCAUUCCUCGUGUUUAUAUGGUAUAUCGUCGAGUCUAUUUUCUGCUCCCUGUACACACCUCACUACAACUGUACGCCCGAAGUGCCGUGUGACUGGUCACCAAACGAGCCAUAUUUCCCAUAUGCAAUACCUUUUAUGCUAGACGAAUGGGCCACGGGCGGCAAAGGAAGAGCGUUGACGUGGAGGUUUGGCGAAGAAGUCGGGGACAUAGUUGCCGACAUCUCAGACUGGAUCACAAACACGGAUUUUACUCAAUUUGACGAAAAGUUUAUGAAUGUUUGGGAGCGUAAGAGGCAUAGGAGACGGCUACGAAAACACGGCUUGAUUCCAAAAUGGGUGGCGCCUCCCGACUACAUCCCCAAAUUUGCAGGAUGGAAUGCUGCACGGUUGGCCAGGGAAGCUGCUGAAGAGGACGAUGACGGUGGAUAUGGAUUUGAAGAUGAGAUAAUGAGUGCGGACGAGAGAAUUAGUUGAGGCACGCUAGCAAUCACGAUAGGCCUUUGGGUCCUAGUGGAGGGAGAUCAUUUUGGUAACAUUGCAGUAUAUAGUUUUGGAGCUGCAACUGCUACGCUCAUCCCGGGUUAUCCGUCGAGGACAAGCUAUACUGGAUGUUAUUCGAUUUUGCAUUUGCAAGUAGUGGGCUGUUUACAAGGCGUUCAUCAGCUAAGGCGUUGCGGUCUUGUCGCAAAAAAAAAGAACAGCUAAUAGUCAAGGAUUACUUGGCGAUUAUACCAAAUUACAACACAUACUAAUAAGCAAAAAACUACGUAGGCUUGGUUACAACAAUGGGGAAGAGAAUUCCCGCAACGGUUAUAAGAUGCCGUUUGCACAAGCACAUAUUUCCCCCCUCUAACUUACUGUGAGCAUGUAUGUAGGUACCUAAUACUUUAUUAAGUCGUAAAAA